Molecule: messenger RNA, 3253 nt
Organism: Rhopalosiphum maidis (corn leaf aphid)
Lineage: Eukaryota; Metazoa; Arthropoda; Insecta; Hemiptera; Aphididae
Gene: SMC5
Product: structural maintenance of chromosomes protein 5
Exons: 20
Coding region: 1-3135 (1044 amino acids)
Biological process (GO): double-strand break repair via homologous recombination
Cellular component (GO): Smc5-Smc6 complex
Molecular function (GO): ATP hydrolysis activity; ATP binding
Source: RefSeq, a predicted model, not a curated record
AUGAAAAAUUCCGCAUCAACAUCCCAAAGUGGUGAUGAUUCAGAAGUUUUAAACAAAAAACGUAAAGUUGAUCACAUGGUCGAUGGUUCAAUUGUCAAAGUAGAAUUAAAGAAUUUCAUGACUUUUACUGAAGUUGUAUAUACUCCACAUUCAAAACUGAAUUUAAUAAUUGGGCCCAAUGGAUCUGGAAAAUCGUCAAUUGUUACAGCUCUCAUAUUAGGAUUUGGUGGUAAUCCAAAGGAUAUUAAUAGAGGAGACAAAGUCAGUCAAUUUGUAAAACUAGGUAAAUCUGUAGCAGAUAUUUCUAUAGAACUUUAUAAGAGAUCAAAUCAAAAUAUGAAUUUGAGAAGGACAAUAUUUGCCAGCAAUGAAACUUGUCACUAUUAUGUCAACAGUAUCUUAGUCUCAAAAAAAAAAUACAUUGAUGUUGUUGAAAGCUUUAACAUAAAAGUGCAUAACUUAUGUCAGUUUUUACCACAAGACAGAUUAGAAGAUUUUUCAAAAUUAGAUUCUAAAGGUUUAUUAAUAAAUGCUUUACAAAGUAUAGAAAAUAAAGACUUAUUGAUCAAUUUUGAAAAGUUAAAAACUCUCGCUGAUAGUAUAAACACAUAUGAUGGCGAUAAAAAGAAAUUACAAGAUAGUAUCAGAUCAGAAACUGCUGUAAAUCUAAAAUUGGAAACAAUUGUCAAUACAUUCACGGAAAAAAAAUUAUUAGAAGAACAGUUAUUGACUGUGUUACAGAAGAGAUGUUGGUCCUUAUAUAUAUUAGCUUGGCAACAAAUUUCUAGUGAAAGAAAAAAAUUUGAAGAAUCAAAAAAACAUAAUAAUGCUGCCUUGAGUCUUAUCAAUCAGCAUAGAGAAAUAAUAAAUAAUAAAAAAUUAGGAGAAAAUAAUCUGAAAAAUGUGGUUCUUCAGAAUGCAAAUAUAGUAAGUAAAUUAAUAGAAAAACUUAGUAAUCAAGUUGGAGCUGCUGAAUGUCAUGUAUCUGAUUUAAAUGAUUUAAAAAAAACUGCUAGAAAAAGUUCAAUAAAAAUUGAAGACCUUACAGAGUCAAUAUCUGUUAUGGAAGAGAAGUUACAGAGUAUAAAAAAUGAAACAUUAAAUGUUGAAGAAUGUAAAUUGGAACUUAAUGAAAUCAAUAAAAACAUCAAAAGCAUCGAUUCAAAUAUUUAUCCUGUGAGGAAUAACUUAGAGAGUGUUAAAAAUAAAUUGAAAGGUCUUACUGAAAAAAUGUAUGGUAUUGAUCAAGAACUUGAAAGAGAAAAAAGAAAAGAGGAUGGCAAAAAUCAAUUACUGCAGAGAAGGUUUCCGGAAAUGUGGAAAGCAAUUAAAUGGCUAAGAAAUUGUGACAAGUCAAAAAUUUUUCAUGGACAAGUAUUUGAACCAUUAUUCACUCAGAUUGAAGUACAUGACCAAAAUAAUGCUAAGUACAUAGAAAACAUUAUUAAUUAUCGAGAUAUGAUUGCAUUUGUUUUUGAGUAUGCAGAAGAUUUGACUACAUUUAAUAAAAUAGUAAAACAAGAACGUUGGCAAAGAAUAAAUUCAAUUUCAGCUCCUCCUGCCAAUAUUCACAUUAACGAGACACCAAAUUAUGAUAUAAAUAGUUUAAGGCAAUUUGGUUUCCAUUCAUAUGCAUUAGAUAUGAUACAAGCUCCAACUGUUAUAAAGAGAUAUCUAGCUCGAAAUUAUGACAUGCAAAAUAUACCUAUUGGAUCCAAGGAAGUUAUUAAUAAUCUGCAGAAUUUACCCAAUAAUAUUGGGUUCUUUUUUGCAGGUAAUGAUCAAGUCCAUAUAAAAACUUCAAACUACACAGGAGAAAAGAUCACCCGUCAAACACAAAUAUCAAAUGAGGCACAAUUUUUGCUGUUUUCUGUAGAUUCAAAUUUGAUAAAAUCACUGACUAUCAAAAAAGAAGAAGCUAGAAUAAAUUGUGAACAUUUUGAACAACAACAAAUUGAAUUAAAUAAUCAGCUCAGAAUGGCUGAAGAUAGUCGUCAGCCUUUUAUUGCUAGAAAAAAAGAAAUACAAGGAAGUUUUAUAAAAUUUCAAAAUAGGCAACAAGCUUAUGAUAAAAUGAUCAAAGAUAAGGAGUUUAAACAAAGUGAACUUAAAACAGAAAAAGAAAGGUUGACCAAAUUAUUAAACCAAAAUUCGCAAUUAAUCAAUAAGUAUUUUGAUUCAAUGAAUGGAGUUAUUGUGAUGCUGGACAGUUAUUCAACAAGUAUAAAAUAUCUGAUUGCUUCAACCUUUGUUGUUAGUAAUUGUCACGUUGAUAUGGAAGAAGAAAAUAAAGUUUUGAAGCAAUUGAAAAAACUCUAUGAAACUAACUUGAACAAUUUCAAUGAGUACCUGAAGUACAUACAAAAGUUGGAUUCAGAAUUUAAGAAAAUGCUUGAUGUAGCUAUACAUUGGUCUAGAGGAGUGUCUCCAUAUGAUAAAACUUUAUUUCAACCGUUCAAGGAAAAAUUUGAUGAUAUAGAACAGUCUGAGGUUGAAGAUUUAGAUGUAUUAAUGGUCGAGAAAAAAGCCAAACUCAACUGUCUGAAUAUUGAUCCAAAUGCUCCUCAAUUAAUAAAAGAAUACAAAGAACGAAAAAUAAAAAUAAAAAAUUUGGAAAAGAAAUUGGAAAGUUUAAACCAGAAUGCUCAAACCAAAGAAUAUGAAAUUGAUAGAUUACACUCUGAAUGGUUACCGAAAAUACAAGAACUUACAGGUUUGUUGAGUGAAAAUUUCCAUAAGUUUCUCAAAUCAUUUGGUUGUAGUGGCAUAAUUGAAUUGGAUAUUGGCAUAACGAGGUAUGAUUUUGAAGCAUAUGGGCUAUUGAUAAAGGUGCAAUUUCGAAAUGAUAUUCCUUCUUUGAGGCUAUUAGAUGCUAAAACCCAAAGUGGUGGUGAACGUGCACUGACAACAGCAUUAUUUUUGUUGUCCCUCCAAGAAGUCACACAUUUUCCAUUUAGAAUUGUUGAUGAAAUUAAUCAGGGCAUGGAUAAAGUCUAUGAAAGGAAAUUAAUGGAAUUGUUUAUGGAGUUAUUUGAAGACAGGAAAAAUCAGUAUUUUGUAGUUACACCAAAGUUAAUCAAGAACCUCACAUUUAAAAACACCACAGUGGAUAUUAUAUUUUGUAUUGAUAAAUAAAGAAUCAAACAUGACCAUGGGGAUUUUUUUUAUCCUAUCACUUAUAAGAAUGACUCAAUAUUUCAAAUAUUUUGUGUUCUUGUACUAUUUAGUAUUAAGAUUGUUCAAUUUUUUAAUU